CGAAACUUCAUGGUUCGUGCGAAUAGCGAACUACAGUAGGAUCACCAGACAAAGAUGUUCGUGCGAUCAUUAACGGCAAAGCUGAAACAGAAAACGAGCAAGACAUCGAACCUCAACUAUGUUCCCUUCUUGAUCGAUAUUCUCAACCACUCUUUCACGAACUCUUCACUCUCUCACGUUCACUUCCCUUCAGACAUUUCCCAAACGAACUCCCUCAUCGCCUCUUACGUUCGCCGAGGCGACCCUGUCUCCGCAUUGACCCUCUUUCAUUCUCUCCGUCGUCGCGCGCAUUCCGAUGUCGUCGCCGACGCCUACACCUUCACCUCCAUCUUGCGCGCUUCUUCUCUCUUGCGUGUCUCCGGACAAUUCGGGACGCAAGUCCACGCCCAGAUGCUCAAAACCGGCGCUGAUUCCGGAACCGUGGCGAAAACCGCGCUGCUUGACAUGUACUCGAAAUGUGGGUCUUUGGAUGAAGCAACAAAGGUGUUUGAUGAAAUGCGUCACAGAGAUGUUGUUGCUUGGAAUGCCCUGCUUUCGUGUUUUUUGAGGUGUGAUCGUCCCGUUGAGGCUUUUGGGGUUCUGAGAGAGAUGGGGAGGGAGAAUGUGGAGCUUAGUGAGUUCACUUUGUGUUCCGCGUUGAAGUCUUGCGCUUCGUUGAAGGCGUUGGAGCUUGGGAGGCAGGUUCAUGGUUUGGUGGUGUGUAUGGGGCGUGACUUGGUUGUUUUGAGCACUGCUCUUGUUGAUUUUUACACCAGUGUUGGGUGUGUUGAUGAUGCUUUGAAAGUGUUUUACAGUUUGAAGGGUUGUUGGAAGGAUGAUAUGAUGUAUAACUCGAUGGUUUCUGGGUGUGUUAGGAGUAGGAGGUAUGAUGAGGCUUUUAGAGUUAUGGGUUUUGUGAGGCCCAAUGCUAUUGCACUCACUAGUGCUCUGGUGGGUUGCUCUGAGAAUUUGGAUUUGUGGGCAGGGAAGCAGAUUCACUGUGUUGCGGUUCGUUGGGGUUUUACUUUCGACACUCAGCUGUGCAAUGCCUUGUUGGAUAUGUAUGCGAAAUGCGGGAGGAUUUCGCAGGCUCUGUCGGUGUUUGACGGAAUUUGUGAGAAGGAUGUGAUUUCUUGGACUUGUAUGAUUGAUGCGUAUGGAAGAAAUGGGCAAGGACGUGAAGCUGUUGAGGUGUUUCGAGAAAUGAGGGAGGUUGGAAGUAAGGUGUUGCCAAAUUCUGUGACUUUUUUGUCUGUUUUAUCUGCCUGUGGUCACUCUGGACUGGUGGAGGAAGGGAAAAAUUGUUUCAAAUUGUUGAGGGAGAAGUAUGGUCUUCAACCGGAUCCGGAGCACUAUGCUUGUUACAUAGAUAUCUUAGGUCGAGCGGGUAAUAUAGAAGAGGUAUGGUCUGCAUAUCACAACAUGGUUGUGCAAGGUACUAGGCCUACUGCAGGAGUAUGGGUAGCAUUGUUGAAUGCUUGCAGUCUUAAUCAGGAUGUUGAAAGAGGUGAAUUGGCUGCAAAGCAUCUCUUGCAGUUGGAACCCAAUAAAGCUAGCAAUAUUGUGCUUGUAUCGAAUUUUUAUGCAGCCAUUGACAGGUGGGAUUGUGUGGAAGAGCUGAGAAGCAUCAUGAGGACAAAAGGGUUGGCCAAGGAAGCUGGGAAUAGCUGGAUCAAUGUUCCAGGCUUCAAUCGACAUGCCAUAUCACUAUCUGCUUGAUUGUUCAGCUAAACAACUAGGAGUAGUGACUCAUCUGAAGCAGCAUUUCAACAUUUCAAGUGAGUUUGAGUACUGAAAAUGGUUUCAAUUUGGAGGUUGAAGAAGUUCUGCUUGGUGGAGCCGGUGAUUGUGAAGUCCUCUUUCCCUUGGUUUUCAAUCUUUUGAAGAAACGAAGAAGGACGAGAGCAUUGUUACAAAUGAAGUGGAAGGGAAUAAGAGGGAAAAGAAGCAUGAGUGGAGGUGCAUUGAUUAUUGCUUUUGGAUGAUAGGGUACAUGUGCACCACUUGGUGGCUUCUCUCUUUGGUGUAUGGGUGCUUGCCUGCCACGUUGUUUGGCUUUGAGGCACCAGAGUCACCUGGGGUAAGGCUAAGCCGUGAGGGAGUCACUGCACUUCACCCAGUUGUUCUUGUACCGGGCAUUGUGAUUGGUGGGUUGGAGCUUUGGGAAGGGAGGUCUUGUGCUGAAGGACUUUUCAGAAAACGGUUGUGGGGUGAUAGUUUUGUUCAAAUCCUCAAAAGACCUUUGUGCUGGUUAGAGCAUCUCUCCUUGCAUGAUGAGACUGGGCUGGACCCUCCAGGCAUUAGAGUCAGGGCAGUGCCAGGGCUUGUUGCUGCUGAUAAUUUUGCUUCUGGUUAUCUUCUUUGGGCAGAUUUGAUUGAAAAUUUGGCAAGAAUUGGUUAUGAAGGGAGGAAUUUGUUCAUGUCUGCCUAUGACUGGAGACUGUCUUUCCAGAAUACUGAGGAAAACUACAGAUGAAAUCAAUGAUGAAUUGCAAUCACACUGUGGUAUGGAACUGCCUACCAGGCUUUCAUAUUCAUUGUUGAAAGAAAAGAAUGUGAUAUUUGCUUUUAAUUUCACGAGAGAUGAUAUAGGUGUACUUUCUCUUCAUUUUAUUCUCCCAAUCUCACCCUUUUUUCUUUUUGGAACCUUUUCCCCCCUCGGUAUUUCUUUCCUUUCCUUCCUUUCCGUUCCUAUUACCUAAAUUUAAGUUGAAAUCAUGCAUGGUCGGCAUCUUUGCAGAAACAAGUUUCAGCUAAUUGUUUUUGAAUUGGACAAAUCAGAUUCGAGACCAAGCUCUUAGUAGAUUGAAGAGUCAUAUUGAGCUUAUGUUUGUAACAAAUGGCUAUAAGAAAGUGGUAGUGGUACCACAAUCUAUGGGGGCUAUUUAUUUUCUCCAUUUCCUAAAAUGGGUUGAGACACCUCCUCCCAUGGGAGGAGGCGGUGGUGGUCCAGGUUGGUGUGACAAGUACAUCAAAGCAAUCAUGAAUAUUAGCCCUGCAUUUCUUGGUGAUCCUAGGGCAGUUAGCAAUAUAUUUUCAACCGAAGGCAGUGUUACAUUUGUCAGAGCUUUGGCUUCUGGCAUUUUAAAUUUUGAUUACCUUGGUCGUCAAACUCUUGAGCGAGUUAUGCGGGUGUGUAGAACGUGGGAUUCAAUCAUCUCAUUGAUGCCAAAAGGUGGUGAAACCAUCUGGGGUGGCUUGGAUUGGUGUCUUGAACAAUGGAAUACCUAUGAUCAGGAAAUUUCAUGGGGAAGCAAUUCUGCUACCUUUAACUUAUCAUGUGAGGCUGUGUGGACUGAUUAUGAUGAGAUGAGCAGAGAAAGCAUCCAAAAAGUUGCUAAAAAAAGGGAUUAUACUGCGAGUACAGUUUUUGAUCUACUUAACUUUGUGGCUCCAAAAAUGAUGAAGCGUGGUGAGGCUCACUUCUCUCACGGAAUAGCAAAGAACUUAGAUGAUCCAAAAUAUGCUCACCACAAAUACUGGUCUAAUCCUCUUGAGACCAAACUACCAGAUGCUCCGGAUAUGGAAAUAUACUGUCUAUAUGGCGUUGGAAUUCUGACUGAAAGAUCACAUAUACACAAGUUCUCCACUUCUGAAAAGGACAAGAGUAUUCCUUUCCAAAUUGAUAGUUCAGUAGAUAGAGAAGAGGAGGGAAGUUGGUUACAAAAUGGUGUUUAUUAUGUGGAUGGUGAUGAGAGUGUGCCUAUUGUAAGCUCUGGUUUCAUGUGUGCCAAAGGAUGAUGCGGAAGAACACGGUUCAAUCCAACUGGCAUGGCUACAUAUACAAGAGAGUAUCAGCUCAAACAACCAAGUAGAUUUUUCGAUAGGACAAGCCUAGAGAGUGGAGCAAGUUCCAACAUUAUGGGAAAUGCUGCCUUAAUUGAAGAUGUUUUACUAGUAGCUGCUGGAGCCACUGGAGUAGAUAUUAGAGGUGAUAGGACAUUUUCAGAUAUAAUGAGGAUGUCUGAUAGGAUAAUUCUCAGACUAUGACUGUGUUUAAUGGUUAGAUUUUUCUUGCAUGAUAAGAGCUGUAGAAGAAAUAUGCAAAGGUUAAUGCAGAAAUAGAGAAUGAUCACUGACAUAACAGGUAUGUAGGUGGAAUCUGAUGACAACUUGUGUAACCAUCUGCCGUCAAGAGAAAGCUGUUGAAUGUUGAGGUUUCUGA
Messenger RNA from Glycine soja, 4144 nucleotides. Its product is annotated as pentatricopeptide repeat-containing protein At5g66500, mitochondrial-like. Gene Ontology annotation, molecular function: RNA binding; protein binding. The transcript is spliced from 7 exons. Gene Ontology annotation, biological process: RNA modification. Bases 55 to 1698 code for a protein of 547 amino acids. The record is from RefSeq and is a predicted model, not a curated record. Lineage: Eukaryota; Viridiplantae; Streptophyta; Magnoliopsida; Fabales; Fabaceae.